AUGAAGAUCGACCGGCACCUCCACGAGCUGCUGGCGAAGCGCCUGGAACACGCCGAGUCGUUGCCUGAGCAGCAGCGCCAGCAAUUGGGUCAGCUGCUGCUGUUGGUGCAAGGUGCCACAGCCGUGCUCACCGGCGAGGAACCGGAGGCCAGCACCUUCGCGGUGGAAGGGCCAGUGCCGCGUUUGCUGCUGCUGCCUUUGCCCUCCUCGUGGCCGCAGCACUCGGCGCUGCUUGUGCACCUGGAGGACGCUGUCAGGCCGCCGGCACUGGACCUCGAAGGAGGCUACCUGUCGGCCACCCCGAGCACCGCGCCUUCCAGCAGCAGCAGCUCCCCCAAGGCAAAGGAGGAGAGGAGGUGCGAGGAUGGAGGUGGGUUUGGCCUGGAGGGUCUGCGGGCGCAACUGCUGCCCAGGCCGCUGAGCGUGGAGCAGUUGGAGGUGGCCCUCGAGGACUUCUGCGGAGUAGUGUGGGACCGCUCUAGCGGCUUCGGCAAGACACGCCGAGUCAGCUGGGAGGUGGCCCCGCUGCCGCCGAACGCCGCGAGGGUCAUGCAGGAGCUCCAGCAAGUGGACCGCACCGCGGCCACGCUGGCGGCGGGGGUGGGGGGCUCCGCGGGCAUCAACAGCCCGUUGGGCAAGGAGCUGGCGGCGACUCGCCGAUUUAUGGCGGGCGCCGGGGUCAGGAGGGAGGCUGGCAGGGAGGCUGCAAGGAAAGUACCAGCACAAGUGCUAGAGACAGUGGCAAAGAAAGUGCAGAAGAAGGCGCGGAAGAAAGCGGAGAAGGUGCAGGAGAAGGUGCCAAAGAAGGUUCGCAAGUCACCCAAGGUGAAGUCCAAACCGCCGAGCUCUGCGGCGUCCAUUCAGCGGGAGCUCAGCCGCUGGGACAUCAUGGACCAGCUGGUGGGAACCUAUGAUCAGCAGAUCUCCCCGGUGCUUGGGGGUGCCAACACUGGCCGCAACGAGCAGAAGCGCAAGCGGCACUUGGAGACUUGGCUCUGGGCAAGGCGCUUCCACCCCUUGCUGCCGCUGGGCGCUCCCGAGGAAGAUGCCGAGGAGGCUGCGGAUGCGGCCUUGGCCGCAAAGCUGCAGAACGCCGGGCUCAGUAGAAAGGAGGCCCGCCGGCGCAUCCAGAGCUUAACGGAGGUGCUCCGUACCAAGGUGCGGAAGAAGAAGGUGGAGGUGCACAUCACCCUGGAGCAAAGCUCCGUGGUGACCUUGACCUGCGCUGAGCGCGAAGUGCAACUACUGCCGCAGUACCUCUCGAAGCUCCGAAACCUUGAUGAGAUGGAGGCGGACACGGACAGCUUUAAGGAAGCGGCCUUCCUGGUGCUGGCACGGUACCGGAUUUUGCAGGUGCACGAGAAGGGUGGCGGCAAUCAGGGCGCCAUCCCCCAGAGUGUGUUCUCCGCCCUGGAGCAGUGGUCCUCAGAUCCGGUGAUUGAAGCCUUCGCAUCGCCUUUGAACACGCUGGCGGGCCGCGGGCGGUACUUCAGCGCCUUCGAGGUGGACCGGGCCUUCGGGUCGUUGGGGUCCUUCUUUGAGGCGGAGCUCACGGAGGGCGUGGUGGAGGUGAACCCCCCCUUCGAUGAGCAGAUGGUCCUGCGCUGCGCCGACUUUUGCUUGGAGGCCCUUGCCGCGGCGCAGCAAAGGAAGACGCACUUAGCCUUCCUGGUGGUCAUCCCGGAGACGGAGUGGCCAGGCCACCAGGCCUUUCGCGAGUCCAAGUUCCUGCGCUGGCGCCUGUCCUUGCCAGCUGGGAGCCACUUCUACCAGGUUGGCAAUCAGCAUCUGAACACCUACAGGUCGUACCCAGCGUCUCGGAACAGCAGCGUGAUGCUGCUGACCUCGCGUCCUAUGCCACAAACCAAAGCUUUGCGCCAGCAAGUGGACGAGGCAUUUCGGACGCGCACGUGA
Effrenium voratum is the source of this 1914-nucleotide messenger RNA. NCBI's taxonomy places the organism in Eukaryota, Dinophyceae, Suessiales, Symbiodiniaceae. The record is from the annotation of a GenBank genome assembly.